AUGUGCUGCCGCUAUGCGUGCCUUAAGGCGGCUGCGGCGAAGCGGCGGGCGCGGCAUGCCGAUGGCAGCUUCUCUGACAUGCGUUUGUUUGAGCUUGAGGCUAUUUGUGAGAACUAUUUGGCUAGAUGUCGCCGAAGUGCGCUCAAGAAGCAGCAACGAGAAUCGGAAGAGGAGGAUGCUGAGGCGGCGAUUGCUGAGCAUGAGGAGGAUCGAUCGCCCGCCGCGCAGGCGAAGAAAAUUUGGGCGCGAGCGCCGUAUAUCGCGUGCCAUGGCCGACUUAGCCGGCAUGGCCUCGAGAGUGCCAGCAGCCAAUCCGAGGUCGUCACUGAAUGCUGGAUACUUAGGCCGCGAGCUAUGCAGCAUGGCACGGUCAGCAGCCAGUAA
Emiliania huxleyi CCMP1516 is the source of this 384-nucleotide messenger RNA. RefSeq lists its product as hypothetical. NCBI's taxonomy places the organism in Eukaryota, Haptophyta, Isochrysidales, Noelaerhabdaceae. The coding region runs from base 1 to 384 and encodes 127 amino acids. The record is from RefSeq and is a predicted model, not a curated record. The transcript is spliced from 4 exons.